CUAUCAAGAAAAAAAAAAAGAGAGAAAAGUAAAAGAGAAGUUUCUCGGGAAAAUUGGGGUUAAAAUUUUCUCUCGUUGAUCCAAAUCGUGCAACCCUAGUUUCGAAUCUCGUUACUAAUUUUGGAGAUCUCGAUUUGAAGAAGAUGACGAAGGAUUUCGCAGUUCCACCUGUAGUUUUCCCCACCGGUGGAUCUUCAGGCGGUCCUAAUGUCCAGCAAAGAAGAUUCCAGGCUGCUCCGUUUCAACCGCCGCGUCCUUCUUCUUCCGCCAUCCCGUUCAUGUCGUUCGAUAUGGGAUCGGCAGCCGCGUCCUCCGCUGCACCAGCCGGAUCGUUCGGCGGCACAAUCGCUUCCUCUUCGUCUUUUGGUGGUGGUUCAGCUUCGUUUGAAGAUGAGGAGCCUUUGCUUGACGAGCUCGGUAUACAUCCAGAUCAAAUCUGGAAGAAGACUAGAUCGAUUCUCAAUCCUUUUCGGAUUAAUCAAGCUGUUCAUAAGGAUUCAGAUCUAUCUGGUCCGAUCUUUCUAUACCUUGCGCUUUGCCUGUUUCAGCUGUUAGCUGGUAAGAUCCAGUUCGGUGUUAUACUUGGAUGGAUCGUCGUCUCCUCUAUCUUCCUAUACGUCGUCUUCAAUAUGCUUGCUGGUCGCAAUGGGAAUCUUAAUCUCCAUACGUGUACGAGCCUGGUUGGAUACUGUUUGCUUCCGGUGGUGGUUUUAUCUGCGGUGUCAUUGUUCGUACCGCAGGGAGCUGGGCCGGUUAGGUUCGUGCUUGCGGCGGUGUUUGUUUUGUGGUCAACCAGGGCUUGUUCUACUUUGGUGGUAUCACUCGCCGAUGGUGGAGAAGAGCAUCGUGGCUUGAUCGCGUACGCUUGCUUCUUGAUCUAUACACUCUUUUCCCUUCUUGUUAUAUUUUAAUUUCCUCUUUGUUAUGGUUUUCGAAUUAUUGAUAGUUUGGUGAAUCUUCCGAUGCCAUUAGCGAGUAGCAAAAAAAAAUUUGCUACAAUAUAAGUUCUUUGAUGUGAGAUUUGAAUUGGGUGGGAAAUGAAUAGCUACGAAGGUGUAAAGGCUUUUUUGAGAUAAAUUUAGAAAGAUGUUUAUGAAAUUUGAUUCAAAGUUUUGUACCCGUCACUUAAUCUUAGAGGUUUUUGCUUAAGUAUUAUUUAUACAAUUCAUGGA
Molecule: messenger RNA, 1172 nt
Organism: Capsella rubella
Lineage: Eukaryota; Viridiplantae; Streptophyta; Magnoliopsida; Brassicales; Brassicaceae
Product: protein YIPF5 homolog
Exons: 1
Coding region: 144-911 (255 amino acids)
Biological process (GO): endoplasmic reticulum to Golgi vesicle-mediated transport; vesicle fusion with Golgi apparatus
Cellular component (GO): membrane; trans-Golgi network
Source: RefSeq, a predicted model, not a curated record